AUGAAGGUUGACUCUGCGUUUGUGUCAGUGAUUGCUAUCGCAUGUGCGGCUGCCUCGAGUCUUUCCUUUGUUGGUGCGUCUCAAGGGAUAUCCGUAUAUGAAGAUGAAGCACGUGCUGUCGCCGUAAUGAGUCAAAAAUUAGGAUUGACACCAGCUUUGCGAAGACAGCUUCAAACCAGCGACAGCGGUACUACUGCAACGCCUACAGAUGCGGCGUCUUCAUCCACAGCGGCUGGACCGGCCACUGAAACGUCAUCCGCCCCUUCCCCGGGCCCAACACCCGCGGCGCCGACUUCGCCAAGUCCCACCCCUACAUCGGCGCCUCCAGCUACAGACCCGCCAGCCACAGACCCACCACCAACGAGCCCACCGGCAACUGAUCCACCACCAACGAACCCACCAGCUACGGACCCACCAGCUACAGACCCACCACCAACGAACCCACCGACAACGAACCCACCGGUAACGAACCCACCACCAACGAACCCACCACCAACGGACUCACCUGCCUCGCAACCACCUACAUCGCCUACUACCCCCGCGCAAACUCCUCCGACAUUAGGCGCAACAAAUGAUAUCCCUGCUCCAACACCUGCCACUCCGGAGCAGUCAAACACGACGCCGGAAUCGACACCUGCUGCACCUCCGACUGAAGCGCCGCCAUCGACCGCUGUAACACCUCCAACUGCACCGAACACACAACCAACUUUGUCCGACCCAUCGACGAUGACGCCAACUGAAAAUGCGCCGACGUCUGAUGCAGGCUCGAACUCGAGUAGUAACGAAGAAGUAUCGUCAACAUCGAGUAUGAGCACAGGUGCCGUGGUCGCUAUUGUAGUAGGAAUUGUCGCCGCUGUCGCCAUCAUUGCUACGAUCAUCAUGUGCGUCAUUCGCAGGCAACGUGAGGUGAACGACGACCCAUUGUCGCCAUUUGAACUGUCCAUGGAUAAAAGUUACAACCCCACACCAAUGUACAACCCACAGAACGUGUAUAACCCGCGUGCGAUGGGUGCAGCUAAUACCUCGGCUACCAGUCAGGUGUCCAACACACAAACGCCUCCAGCCGACACUGUGGCUGCUGGUAUUGCGUACUCUCAACUAUAUGACCAUGCCGUCACAUCCCCGGGCUCGAUGAACCGAGCGAACGGUAACGAGAAUCCAGCCGUCGGGCAUACUACAGACAAUACUACGAAUUUAUGGUUGAGUGCAAUGGAGACGAAAGACAAUGAAUCGUAUCUUAGUGCACAAGAAUCGCCUCGCUCCUCGCGCAACAGCAGCCGUAAUAGCUACGAAGUCACGUCGAGCAACGACCUUGAUUUGGAAGUGAGCAGUCAGAUCAGUGGUCAUAGCAAAGGCGACGACUUUCCAGAUCAUGAUGAAGACAACGACUCGGCACGUGGCUCGUACGAGCUUUAA
Plasmopara halstedii is the source of this 1416-nucleotide messenger RNA. RefSeq lists its product as uncharacterized. Bases 1 to 1416 code for a protein of 471 amino acids. The record is from RefSeq and is a predicted model, not a curated record. Lineage: Eukaryota; Oomycota; Peronosporomycetes; Peronosporales; Peronosporaceae. The transcript has a single exon.